AUGCCCAGUUGCCUCACAGCCGCACCCACUGCCACAAGCUCUUCAGCUUCGCGCACAGGGGGGUGUUGAACUUUGCUCCAUCUCACUUCUAGGACAAUAUGCGCUCACUGAAGUAGAGGUGCCUCGCCUUUUGGUGCCGGACCUUCGCAGCAAGCUCGACCCCAAGGCCGCGCGCGUGAUCUUCACAGGUUACGACCUCGCCUCCAAAGCUUUCCGUUUCUUUGACCAUUCCAUCAACAAGAUUGUACUUGGUCGCAAUGCCACCUUCCUCGACGACGACUUCCCCGGCCUGCCAGUCACCACGCCCGUCGAUGCAGACGACACCGACCGUCAGUUCGUCGUUCCCGCCGACACGCCCGCCCCUGCCGUCAAGACGAGGACCCCACUAGUAAGGUCGGCGCACAUGGACGUCUCAUCCUCCCUUGAUGAUUCUGCCAUGAGCGCCGUUGACGUGGCCCCAGGGUACACUGGCGGAACCUUACUUAAUUCCACAGAUACCGAAUCGUCCUCGUCACCGUCUCCUGAGCCGUCCUCGUCACCGUCGCCCACAAACCCUUUGUCACCGUCGCCUGCGCUGUCACCGUCGUUGGCAGCGUCAUCGUCACCCUCGGUCUCACCGACCGACUCUGACUACUCCGCCGACCCUCUGGACCUCAUCGGCUCACAGACCCCGACUCGCCUUGGCCCACCGGACGUGCACCGCCCAGACUUCAGCACGUACCGUGAGCCCGCAUCGGCUGAGGAGUCGCCCGACGAACUCGACAUCAUUGGGCGUCACUCGCGCGAUGAAUCGCCGGAUGAAAUCGAUUUCCUCACCCAACACCACCGCGCCUUCAUCGCCACAGACGACGACGACCCCACCCUCGACGCCAUCGAGCCCGUCAAAUCGAUCACUAGCGACCCCCAGACCUGGCGCGAAGCAAUGUCCAGCGACGAGCACAACAUCUGGGCUGAGGCCGCCGCCGCCGAGUUCACCGCCAUGCGCGACGACUUCAAGGUGUUCACCAUCGAGCCUCGCUCAUCUGUACCGCCGGGCGCCACCAUCGUCACCUCCAAAUUCGUCUGGAAGACCAAGCGCAACGCAAGCGGUGAAGUCACGGGGCGGAAGGCACGUCUUGUAGCGCAGGGUAACCGACAGCGCGACGGCAUCGACUUCUCAGAAACCUUCGCACCCGUCGCCCGUUUCUCCUCCAUUCGCUGCCUCCUGGCUCUUGCCGCUGCCAAUGGCUACCACGUUCAUCAGGCCGACAUCGACAAGGCUUACCUCCACGGCGAGCUCGAUCAUGAUAUCUGGAUGACGACACCACGCGGUUUCGACUUCCCGAGCGAUAAGGUUCUCCGGCUGCGACGCUCAAUCUACGGUCUCAAGCAGGCCGGUCGCAUCUGGAAUCGUCACAUUGACACAUCACUCAGGAAUCUGGGGUACAAGGCAACAGGCACUGAUCACUGCAUUUACUCUCGCAUUGACGAUCAGCAGCGGCCUCACUAUAUCGCCUUGUAUGUCGACGACCUCCUCAUUGUCAGUCCAGCCCUCGACGAGAUCGAACGUGUCAUCUCCGGCCUUGAACAGCGGUACGGCGUCAAACGACUCGGCCCCGCGGAGUACAUCCUCGGAAUCCAAAUACGCCGCCUGGACGACGGUUCCAUUGCUCUAUCCCAGGAGCGCUACAUCAUGGACGUGCUGGCCCGUUUCCACUUCGACACCACGACACGCGGCACUACGGUGCCGAUGACGCCCGGCCUCUCGCUCACGGCAAUUCCGGGUCAGGGAACGGAGCGCAUUCGUUCGUGGUACCUACAGGCCAUCGGCUCCCUCCUCUACAUCUCCCUUGGCACUCGACCCGACAUUGCCUUCGCCGUCUCGUACCUGUCCCGGUUCGCCAACAACCCCGGCCGCCGCCAUUGGAUUGCCGUCAAACACGUCCUUCGCUACCUUCGCGCCACGUACCGCGAUGAGCUUCUCUAUGCCCGCGGCCCAGCAAAAGUCACGGGUGUGGUUGGUUAUUCUGAUGCGAACUGGGGCGCCUGCGUCGACACAUCCAUUUCAACGAUGGGCUACGUAUUUUACUUGGCAGGCGCCGCUGUCUCUUGGUCGUCGAAGCGUCAGACUCGGGUAGCGGAUUCCACCACUGAUGCCGAGUACCUGGCCUUGUCGCACGCGGGUAAGGAAGCGAUCUACCUUAACCAACUCCUCUCCGAGCUCCACGUUUGCCCAAUCGCUGCAGCUCACAUCUUCACCGACAACGAGGCCGCGGCCGCCGUCGCUCACGACCCCGUUCGCACCUCCGGCACCCGGCACAUUCGCCUCCGCGAGCAUUUUGUCCGUGACAUGGUCAAUCGAGGUGAUAUCUCUCUCUCACACGUUGGCACAGCAGACAUGGUUGCGGACGUAUUCACCAAAGCGCUAGGCCCCAAGAUUUUUGGUACACAUUGCUAUGCUCUAGGCCUCCGGACGCGACAUCCACGGCUCAAGUCUACCUCGCGUUCGCGUGGGGGGGGGUGUGAGGAAUCCACUCUCCGCUCGGCUCAGGACUUAGGCGCGCGGAGCGAACCGGGCGCGGACUUAGGCGCGCGGAGUGAGCCGGGCGCCCCGGCCCAGGACUUAGGCGCGCGAAGCGAGCCUGGGACUUAG
Molecule: messenger RNA, 2632 nt
Organism: Microbotryum saponariae
Lineage: Eukaryota; Fungi; Basidiomycota; Microbotryomycetes; Microbotryales; Microbotryaceae
Source: the annotation of a GenBank genome assembly